UUGCAUCGAUGGAGAGAGUAAAAAUGAGCAUAGUCAUGAGGAAUUUGUUGGAUAUCAUAAUAAUCCUUUGUGUAUGUCUCAAUUUUGGGCGUAGUGAUGGAGCUAAAGAAAGAGGGACUUGUUCUCAGACAAUACUAGUCAGCUCUCUAUUUCCUUCUUCUUCUUCAUCAUCAUUAUCAUCGUGUCUGCUUUCUUCAAAAGCAUCGCAGACGAAGUCGUCGCUGCUCUUGGUGCACAGGCACGGGCCGUGCUCGCAUCUCAUGAGCGGCAAAGCCACAACGAGUCCCGACCACGAUGAGAUCCUAAGACGUGAUCAAGCGCGCGUGGACUCAAUACAGUCGAAGCUUUCAAAGAACCAAGUUAGGCCGAGUCAGUUGACGGAUCUACCGGCUACGCAAUGGGACGAGUCGGGCGCGGGGACGUACGUGGUGAAGAUCGGAAUCGGGACACCAAAACAGGAUUUGUCACUUCUGUUCGAUACUGGCAGCGAUUUGACUUGGGUCCAGUGCCAACCCUGCCUUGAAUCUAAGUGUUAUCCUCAGAAGGAACCACUCUUUAACCCUUCUUCGUCUACUUCCUACGUCAACGUCUCGUGCUCAUCACGGGCGUGUAAUUCUCUCAGAGGUCUCAAAGGAGACUGUUCCGCUUCCACUUGCCGCUACAAAGCCGUAUACGCUGAUAAAUCGACUUCCCAAGGAUUUCUCGCCACGGAGAAGAUUACUCUCACGAACUCCGAUGUCUUCGACGUUAAAUUCGGAUGCGGUGACAACAAUAAGGGAAAGUACUACGGUGUCGCCGGAAUUCUCGGUUUAGGCCGCGGCGAACUCUCAUUUCCGUCGCAGACCUACAACAAAAUGUUUUCUUAUUGUCUCCCUUCAUCCGGUAACGGUGGCCAUCUCACCUUCGGAUCCGUUGGGAUCUCUGAAUCCGUCAAAUUCACGCCGAUUUCUUCCUCGACAAGAAACUGGUACAGCCUCGAAAUCGUGGGAAUCACAGUCUGCGGUAAGCAACUGGGAAUUCCUUCAGCCGUGUUCCCGACGUCAGGUGCUAUAAUCGACUCUGGCACUGUGAUCACUCGCCUUCCUCAAAAGGCGUACGCGGCUCUGAAGAGCGCGUUUAAGGAGAAGAUGUCGACUUAUAAGAUCACGUCGUCGGGAGAUGGCUCAUUGGACACGUGUUACGAUUUCACCGGCUUGGAGUCGGUGAAAAUCCCGAGGAUCACGUUCACAUUCAAGGGCGGCAACGUCGUGGAACUCGAUCCGAAAGGGAUUUUGUAUUCGCAGAGUAGAUCAAAGGUUUGUUUGGCGUUUGCUGGUGAUGACCUAGCCUUCAUUUUUGGAAGCAUUCAGCAGCAGACGCUACAAGUUGUCUACGACGUCGCUGCUAGACGGGUCGGCUUUGCUCCUCAAGGUUGUGCUUAAAAUGCUUUUGUAUAUGUUUUCACACAUAUUAAAUAGUUUCAUUCUUAACCAAGUGUGUAAUUUGGGUGACCAAGUGCAAAAUAUAACAAGUUUGUCA
This is a messenger RNA of Capsella rubella, 1518 nucleotides long. RefSeq names its product aspartyl protease family protein At5g10770. The transcript has 3 exons. NCBI's taxonomy places the organism in Eukaryota, Viridiplantae, Streptophyta, Magnoliopsida, Brassicales, Brassicaceae. Gene Ontology annotation, molecular function: aspartic-type endopeptidase activity. The record is from RefSeq and is a predicted model, not a curated record. The coding region runs from base 9 to 1421 and encodes 470 amino acids. Gene Ontology annotation, biological process: proteolysis.